GGAGAUGUUCCCUCGUUUCCUGCAGAACAGGAAGUUGUGCCGGGACCUUCGCAAACAGACCUCUGAGUGCUGGCAGCUGCAGAGCCAGUGUGAGGCCUGUCAGGGAGCGCUGCUCACAGAGUGCCCCAGCGUCCGGGACCUGCAUGUGGAGCUGGACGAGGCCUCCCAGAUGUUGGAUGUUUCCACAGAGCAGUACGAUGAGAUCCUGUCCAUCGUCCAUCACCACACUGAUGAGACCGUCAAGUGGCUGAGCAACAUGGCGGCCGACAUCAGCUGGGUGGCUCAGUCCGUGAACAGCAACACUCCUGAAAACUUCUUCAGUGUCAACGUGGUGGCACCAAACACCCAGGAUGAACAGAAUGAAUCUGAGACGGAGACCAAGGUGGAGGUGAACAUCCUGAACUCUCCCCCAAUCAUCUUCUCUGUCCCUGGGGAGCUGAAGCUGAGGGGCCCCGCCUUCAUCCAGUAUGUGACCCAGGAGGCUCUGAGCAAGUACAAGGAAAUGCUCAGGUACUAUGAGGAUGAGUAAACUACAGUCUCCUUUUCUAAACUUCUACCAGCACUUUCUUUAAGAUUAGAACUAGCUUGUGCUCCUGUAUGCAAACCAUGUCAAUCAUUCCUAUUUAUUGAAUGUAAAAUGAAGAAAAUGUACAUACCUGUUGUAAAUUGGUGGACAUAAAUACAAUUAAAUACCAAAAGAGCCUUGAGUGAUUUAUAAAAGGCCACAUUGAGCUUCUUGGAGCCGAGUUGUUCAAGACGUGGACAUCAAACUUGGACAUCGCAGGCUGAUCUGAACGAGGUUGGAUGUUGCUUGCAAAGAACAAGAGAAGGCUAAAUGAUUCCUUUGAGGAACAACUUUUAUUUUUUCUGAACAAAAUCAUAUUAGUUAUUCUCAGUAAUGUCAUUAUCAUCUCCCCACCAGUUCAAGUUCCAUUUUCAGAAACAAUCACAUAUUAGCUUGUGAGUGAAACACAAAGAAAAACAAAAAAAAUUCACAUCUUUGUCCGAUCCUUAUUAUUACUUAUCGAAUGACAGUAAGAUUUCCCAUCUCAUACCGCUGGACAGACAGUGGAGGUAACCUUUUAUUGGACUUUUAUAUUACUUAUAGAAGCACCAAAGCCCUGACCGGCCCACUGUGUGUGUACGGUGUUUGUUUUGUCUGGUAUUAAUAUCUCCACCCCAGAAGUGAUCCAUCAUCUCUACAACUGGGAAGUAAGAAAACCAUAAAGGGGAGCUAGAGAGGAAAAUGCCAUCUGAGAGCUGUUGUUCCUGAACACAUGGCUGGUUGACUUUGAUUAAUACAAAUUGUGUAUUAGGAUUUAGAUGAAAGGAUUCCCUCCGUUAGACAGAGAAUUCAUUCGAGUAAAGGCAUGUUAAGUUUUAGUUUUGUGGUAUUUUACUGAGAAGAACAGAAAGAAAUACUACAGCAGCAUGUAUGAUCUAACAUAAUCCUUCACCAGGAAUAGAUGGGAAAACUGCCAUUUUAAAACUGUGCAACUUUGUUAAGAUUCUUUU
Molecule: messenger RNA, 1515 nt
Organism: Notothenia coriiceps (black rockcod)
Lineage: Eukaryota; Metazoa; Chordata; Actinopteri; Perciformes; Nototheniidae
Product: clusterin-like protein 1
Exons: 4
Coding region: 5-529 (174 amino acids)
Cellular component (GO): nucleus
Molecular function (GO): misfolded protein binding
Source: RefSeq, a predicted model, not a curated record